GCCAAUGUAAUAGGGGGUAUAGUCCAGGUACGAAGGGUGAAACUAAGCCCUAUUUCUUCACUAGUGAGAUAAGAGACAUAUUGCACAAUGAUAAACAGAUUGAGUAGUUUACCAAAUAUAAUUCUUCGUUGCAUCCUUUGUUUCAUGGAUAUUAGAGACGCCAUCAAAAUCUGUAUACUAUCAAAGUGAUGGAGAUACUUGUGGGUUUCCCUUCGUGAGCUUAAUCUCAACCCAACACUCUAUUACGACUCAAGUUUCACUCCACAAUUCCGUUUUAAAGUCUUUGUGCACCGAAUCUUUUCUCACUGUGAUCACAAAUCUAUUCUCUCUAAGUUUAGCUUCGGUUAUCAUCAAAAAUUGGAUUACGAUGACACCCUAAUCGUAGAGAUUUCGUUGUCCUCCAUUUCCCUUGUCUUCAUCACUUGUAUGUUCAUAUUAAGCGAACUUCCUGCACACGGGAUAGUGGAUUGAAGGAGGCGGAUGUUGUGAAUGUUGUUAAUAUGCUAAGAGGAUGCUAUAAUGCUCAAUGUGUUAGCCUACAUUCUGAUAACAUUAAGGUUCUCAGCAUGUUUCCUGACUUAUUCGAAACGGAGCCUUAUCCAUUUAUGAAUUUGAAGUACUUGAAAUUUUUGUGUGAUAGUAACUCAUCAAGUAUACCAUUCUAUGUAAUGAGCUACCUCCUCAGUGGAUCACCUGAUGUUGAAAUUAUGCUCCAAAUAUUGAAGGUAUCCAUACAUCCAUUAUGUUUGCUUUAUUAUUGUAAAUCUGUUAUCAUUCUAUGGUUUCCAUUUCUCAUUUUAACUUUGCUAAAGGAAGGAAAAGUUCUGAGUUCAGAAGAAGAAGGAUACUUCAUGGUGAUUGAAGAGAAAAGAAGUCAGUGCAUGAGUCGUGACAUGAAAAUGGCUAGGGGUUUUCAAAAGGAGAGAAACUGGUUCCCCAUCGAGACAUGGGCUGGUGGUGUCAUGAGUAAGGAGGGGAAGAUAUUAAAAUAUGUUGGUGGAUGGGCUUUAGAAGAAUGGGUUACCCAAAUAGGGAUAGAUAUGAAGUAUGAAGAAACGGUGAAUAUGGUUAGAGCUUUUGGCUAUGGUGAGGUGCAUAGAAUAUGUUAUUUCAAACCAAAGGGUGAUUGGAGAUGCUUGACUUUGGCUAGGACAGAUGAAGACGUAGUUGCAAUGCUAGAAGAGGGAAAGGAUUGCAAUUUUUUUGAAGGUAUACAUUGAGACCAACAUGAAGUUAGUGGAAAAUAGUUGGAUAGAGCAUACAUUAGUGAGCUUAAUGAUGAAAAAAUUUCAUUUGAGCUUAAUCAUGAUGAUGUGGAUGACGUUGACUUGAUUUUUCAAGCCAUGGAGAGGGAGGGAUUGAUAGUAAGUGAAGAUGAGAAUGAUGCUGAGACUAAAAAUGUUGAUGGCUGUGUUGAAGUAGAUAUUGAUAUUGAAGAGGAAGAAAGUGAUUUAGACAUUGAUGUUUCUUCAAUACUAGAUGAGGAUAAAGAUGACAGAGGCUGUGAAGGCUAGGGAGAACAUGUUGAAUUAACAAAAAUAGUAAUUGAUAAUGGAGUUGGGUUAGGCUUAGAAGUGGCUUUUGUUGCUGAGAAUGAAGAGGUUGCUAACAGUGAAUUGCCUAAAUCACAAGAAGAGCCUGAAAUUGUGAAUGAUCUCAUAGCAUAUGAUAUAAAUGUGUCAAAAAUAAGAGCGACUAUGAGCAAUCUGAUGAAGAGUUCUCAAGUACAAAUAGCAGCGAUGAAGGAGAAAUGCAUGUUAAGAAGAAAAAAAAAAGCCAUCUAAAAUGUCUAUGAUCUUUCAUGCGAACACAAAAAGCUUCAGUUUCCUAUUGGCAUGGUUUUUGCUUCUAAGGAGCAACUAAUUACGGGUGUAAAAAAGUUUGCUUUACUUAAUCAAUUCAAUGUCAAAUGGAGGAAAAGUGAGGCUACUAAGGUUGAUUAUAAAUGCUUUGGAUCUUGUCCUUGGAGACUAUAUACAAGAACCCGAGGAAAGGACAAGUCAUGGGUAAUUAUGACGUAUCAAGAAGAACACAAGUGUUUUAGGUCACUGACAAAUCGACAAAAAAAUUAUGACUUUCUUGCAAGAGAAUUCUUAAGAUAAAUAAGAAGAGAUCCUUCUUAUGGUAUGGAUAAGAUGAUAGCGAGCAUGAAUGAAAAGUAUGUUGUUAUAGUUAAUAGGCAACUGUGUUACAGAGCGAGGGCUAAAGCUAUGGCAAAGCUAACAGGGUCUCUAAGAGGCACACUAGGGGAAAUUGAGGUCUUACAUAGCAUAACUAAGAAGAGUUGACAAGGAGGGGACAUUUAUUUUGCAACGUGAAGAGAAUGGAAGUAGGGGCCCAAAUGUGUUUCAAAGGUUGUACAUUGGAUUCUUGGCUUUGAGAAAAGGCCACAAAGAGGGUUGUAGACCAUGUAUAUUCAUUGAUGGUUGUUUUUUUAAAAACAAUGCUUGGAGGACAGUUAGUUAGUGUAAUUAGCAAAGAUGCCAAUAAUCAAAUGGAUCCAGCUGCAUGGGCUGUUGUGGAAAGAGUGAAGGAGUAUAGUUGGACUUGGUUUCUGAAUUUGCUAUUUGAGGACCUAAGCGUUGCAUACGGUGUUAGACUCACCAUUGUGAGUGACUAACAGAAGGUAAAAUUCUCUAACAUUAGUUCAUUUAUUCAAAUUUUAUGUUCUUUUUACUUAAGAUUGUGUUCUCCUUUAUUUGACAAGGGACUAGAGAAUGCCAUUAAAGAGCUUGUUCCUUAUGCUAUGCAUAGGAACUAUGCAGUCCACAUUCAUGCCAAUUGGAAGAAAAUGCAUAGAAGAGAAGGGUACAAGCAAUGUUUUUGGGCAAUUGUGUAUUUUGCUUAGGAGGCUGAAUUUGAUAAGAAACUCAGAAUUGAAGGAGCUUGAUGCAGAAGCAGUUGACAAUUUGUUAAAGAGAGAUAAAACCAAGUUUUGUAGAGCAUUUUUAUCCACUUUUUCUAAAGUGGAUGAUGUUACAAACAACAUUGCAGAGACCUUCAAUGGAUACAUCCUAAAGCAAGAACUAUGCAUUUGAUCAUGAUGUUUGAAAAAAUAAGGACAUCCUUAAUGAUAAGAAAACUAUUUCAAGGAGACACAAGUGAAGCAAUGGAAAGAUGGGGUUGGAGGAAGAAUAAGGCAAAAAAAA
Molecule: messenger RNA, 3149 nt
Organism: Jatropha curcas
Lineage: Eukaryota; Viridiplantae; Streptophyta; Magnoliopsida; Malpighiales; Euphorbiaceae
Source: RefSeq, a predicted model, not a curated record